CGUAAGAGGAGGCGGGAGAAGAGUGGGGUCACGCGAGCGGGGCGAGAGCGAGGCCUGCGGACCCGGUUGAAAGCCUCUCUUCUGGGUUCCGUCGCCGCUCGUUCGCCGGAGAGCCGGCCCUGCGAUUGUUGGCGCCCUGUUAUCGCAUUUCCAGUAGAUUGGCGAAAUUAAAAAAAAAAUUCAAGAAACUUCUUUCUUUUGGCUUCUGAGGACAGAAUGUCGGAACUGAGCGACGAAGCCAGCGAGACGGAGCUCUUGAAUCGCAGCCUAACCAUGUGGCACGGAGAGAGCCAGGCGGCUAGUCGCCAAGACUUAGACAUACCUUUGGACCUCCACACAGCAGCUUCCAUAGGCCAGUAUGAGGUGGUGAAGGACAGUAUUGAACGAGGGGAGAAGGACUUGAAUCGGCCGAACCGCGGUGGCUGGACUCCACUGAUGUACGCCUCCUAUAUUGGUUAUGACACCGUGGUGCGCCUGCUGCUACAAGCUGGAGCAAACGUGAAUAUGUCAACCCCAGAAGGACAGACCCCGCUGAUGUUGGCAGCCAGCUGUGGGAACGAAUGUGUGGCUGCUUUUUUGCUUCAGCAAGGUGCUGAGUUGGAGACGAAAGACGUCCACGGCUGGACCGCCCUGUUUCACUGCACCAGUGCUGGCCAUCAGCAAAUGGUGAAGUUCUUACUGGACAGUGGAGCCAACGCCAACUGCAGGGAACCCCUUUGUGGAUACUCCGCUCUGAUGGAAGCAGCGGCUUCUGGCCAUGAGAUCAUUGUCCAGUAUCUUCUCAGCCAUGGUGUGAAAGUGGACAUAAGGGACAGCACAGGGGCCACCGCACGGACGUUGGCCAUGAAAUAUGGACACACGAAGAUUGUGGGGCUGAUAGACUUACAUACAGCUCCCGUGCCCAAAGUCUUCCGCAGAGGCACAGGAAAGUACGAAGAUCUGAGCUCCUCGGAUGAGUCUUACUGCGCUCCCCAAAGGCAAAGGCCUGCCCGUAAAUCCAGGGGACCCAGCAUUCACGAAGGACCUCAUGCUUUAGCCAAGAUCACAGCGGUCAGAACUGGAGGGAAGAAUCGGUUGCAUCAUGAGCAGGUCCCGCCAGAAGGCUACGUCACCUUUAAAGAUGAUGGAAGCGGCUUUGAGGGAGGGGACCUUCGUUACCGAGACGUCAUCUCCCCCAUUAACGACCAAGAUGUGGAAAGUAAUAGCAGUCGAGAAGAGAAUUUCUUCUUCACAAACGACCUGGGCAUUAUCCAGACCAGCAGCAGCAGUGAAGGCCUGGCCAGAACUGUGGGCAUCAGCAGCGAGGGCUCCUUAGAGAGCAAUGAGGACUCUGACCACGCAGCCAAAUCCUCCAGCCGAAAACAUCCCAAGAGUUCGACGAAAGGCAAGAAUCGCUAUGGCAACAGUGACGCUCACUGGCCUUGGAAAGCCAAAGCAUCUGCUCAACACUGUGGCCCAUCUAAUGACGAGACCGCCUCCUGUGCUGGACCACAGGAUCUGGCCACCUUCCUGAACCAGAUUGGCUGCCUGAAGUACUUGCAAGUCUUUGAGGAGCAAGACAUUGACCUCCGCAUCUUCCUCACUUUAACGGAGACUGACCUAAAAGAGAUCGGCAUCACGCUCUUUGGACCAAAGAGGAAGAUGACCUCGGCCAUUGCGCGGUGGCACAGCAGUGCCCGACCCCUGAGCGAUGCUCUUGAGCUAGCCUAUGCCGACCGACUAGAAGCCGAAAUGCAAGAAUUGGCCAUUCAGCUUCACAAGAGGUGUGAGGAACUCAAAGGGCUGAAAGGACAGGUGAGCCAAGAGCAGGAGCUGCGAGCGGUGGUCGAGAGUUGCCUGAUGGAGCAGGACGUGGCCUGGAGCAAUGCCCAGGCUCAACUCCAAGAAGUCCAGGCCUUCACCAGAAAUGCUGGGAUCCUCCUGGAACAGAUGCGGGCCUGCCAGGCAGAGCUGGAUUCCCGGGUCAACUGGGAGCAGGCAGCUGACCAGAGAUCGGAGAUCAGAGCACAGCUAGGAGCCAGCCCCGAAGGAUGGUCACCUACCUUGAAGGCCCUUAGCCUGCCUGAGCUGUCAGCUCUUUUGCAGGAGUGUGUGGGAGAAAUGGGGACAACUCUCUGUUCUGUCAACCGUCAUCUUGAGAGGCUACAACAUCCGGAGAAGGGCAAGGCUGUCCGCAAACAGCCCUAGCAGAAGAGGAAGCAGCAGCCGGUCCUCAGAAAGGGAGGCAGAUCCUGUGCAGCGAUUUUCGUGCGAUUCAGAAAAACUGCCUUUUUUCUUUUUUAUUCCUCUCUAAAAAUUUUCUUGUAUCAGAAGUUUGAUUUUAAAGGAAGUUUGAAGUUAAGCCAAGGCUCUGGAUUGUCCACGUCGGAUUCUUCAAAGCAUCUAAAGGCAGGACAAGAAGCAAAGGGUAGAAGAUCACCAAAGAGAGAAGCAACCUAGAACUAAGGAGAAAUUUCCUGACAGUGAGAACAAUUCACCAAUGGAAGAGCUUGCCUCCAGAACUUGUGGGUGCUCCACCACUGGAGGUUUUAAAGAAGAGACUGGACAGCCAUUUGUCAAAAAUGGUACAGGCUGGACUAUUAGAUGACCUCCAAAGUCCCUUCCAACUCUACUAUUCAUUGUUAGAUGUCUCUUUUUGGACCCCUGUAAGAAUUCACUGCUCUGAACUUUUAUGAUUCAAACACUUAUUUUAGGCAAUGUUUUAAGAAGCACCACACCAAUAUGCAGGAGAAACGCCUACAAUGGUAUGGCCGUAUUCUACAAACAGCAUCCCACACCGUUACCUCUAUCGCUUUCAUAGAAUAUGUGGCCAAGUGUGAUUAAACACACAAGGAACUUUGAGUCCGGUGCCAAAGCUCUCAGCGUGCAUGCAAAGCAACGGAGUAAUAAUGAUCAUAAUAAUGAUACCAAUAAGAGGGGGCAGUAGAGAAGAUGAUAACAAUAAUAUGACAGCCGUACAACAUUUCGAAAGCUCUGCAGAAUGCAGGAGACCAAACGGAAGCGAAGGGGGGAGCACUUCCAAUAAAAGACCAACAACCUAUAUAUUAUAUUAGACAUGACAGUACAGUGAGAAUUAGGUGCUCAGCAGAGUGAUGGCAGGAAGGAACAAAAAACUGUCUUUGUGUCUAGUUGUUUUGGCAUGCAUUGCCCUGUAGCGCUGUCCUGAGGUGAGGAGUUGAAACAAUUUAUAUCUAGGAUGUGAGGGGUCUGCAGGGGGUCUUCUCAGUCCUCCUUCUGACCCAUGCAAUGUACAGGUUCCUUCCACUUUAAUAUAGUUAUUUAGUUACACGAUCUACACAAAUUGACAUCAGAGGAAUGUGUUAUCUCUCUAUUUCGAAAGCUCUGCAAAAUGCAGGGAACCAAACAGAAGCUAAGGGGGGGAACGCUUCCAAUAAAAGGCCAACAACCUAUAUAUUAUAUUAGCAGAACUGCCAGGAAGUAAAAUUGCUUCAUCCAUCACAGUUCCUUCGCUAGCCAAAGGUUGAGUAAAUAGAGAUGGUCAAGGGAAUCUGCCAAUGCUUUAAGCUUUUAUUUUAUAUCUUUUGUGAAACAAUAAUGAAACACAGCAACAGAGAGGUAGUAGAGUUGAAGGAUAUGAAUGGGCACGGACUCACUAGAAUGGGCUUCAUGUGUGGACUUCAUGUGUGGGCUUUUGGAAUUGUGGGGGCUGAAGUCCACACGUCUUCAAGUUUCCAAGGUUGAGAAACACUGUUCUAUGUGUCCUAAAAUGGCCCCUCAAACUCUUUUGGAUGUGUUGGAGGAUAUGCCCAUCAUGGUAUAAUCUUCACUGUUCUCUGAGCUUGAUUGUUUGCAGACAGACAUUUUAUUACCCAACUAGGUAAUAUCAUCAGUGCUAGAAAGGAGAGGGGGCUUGCUCCUGUUUAUAUGCAAUAGCUUGCCCUGCCAAUGUUGAUGGAGGUGUGGUUUCUCUUUGAUUGUCCUUUGAUUGGAGUACUGUUUCCUCCUUGAUUGUUUGUCUCCUUGGUAGUUCAUCGAUUAGAUUGUUAGAGAUGACCAUCAGCCAGCAAAAGCUCUAGGUGGGAAGUGUAGUCCAGUGCACGGGGCAAAGGAACACCUUCUUUAGGUAGUGGAACUUGGAAAUGAUGUUCACUGUCUUCUUAAGGUAGAGCUUAUUUACAUUUAAGUGUCCCUGCAGAUUGGUCUUUCAGUGUCGUACAUACAUUUGUCCCUUGAACAGCAUCCACACAGAGAACCGGUUGUUCACAUAUUUGAAUCCCACCACUGGAUGUAGAACAGGCAUCUAAUUACUAUCUUGUACCCAAAAUUGCAGCCCGGUCAUUACUUUGUCUGCUGCUUGAUGAAUUGAUGUCCUCAUCUGAUUAAGAAAUAAUUGAAUUGGAACAUUUAAUCACUGAAGUCUCUAUUGAAUGUUUCUUGCCUAUGUGGACAUGUCUGGAUCAAUGAGAUGACCAUGGAUUCGUAGUCAUGAGCCCCCUUGGUUCUAUCUCCCUUCUAGUAGAACAUAACCUUCCUUGCACUUUGUCUUCACAAAUCAUCUUUCAGGAAGACUGAAACAUUUGUCUGCCAAAUAACUUAUUUUAUUUUCUAAUUUCUGGCAAAAAAUGGUGUAAUUCACGAUCAUCUAACCAUGGGCUGUGGCAAAGUGUUGUAAAUGAAGGGCAGUCGCAGACUGCUCAAAAUGCAUGUCAUAUGAGCAUGGGGGUGGGGGGCACUUCAAAACCAGGUUGUAAUUCCCAUUUUCAGAGACUUUUGUAACUUUGAAUGGUCAUUAAAGGAUAAGUUGUAAGUCGAGGACUCCCUGUAUGUGGUGACAGCACUUUUAUAUGUACAGAGAUGGAAAGACUCACAAAUUCCCACAAUGGAAGAAAGGAUGGUGAAGUUAAUGGAGUUGGCAGAAAUGGGGAAAUUGUGUGCUGUCCCACCUACCCACCCACAAACACAUAUACACACACACCACGGGUCUAAGGAGUCUUCCCAGCCUGAACUGGUAUUCCCCAGCAUCUUCUCCAUCUGUCUGCUAUGCUAAGUAGUCAACUUCUAGUGAAGCCCAUUAAGAAGGGCAAGGCUGCCUCUUUGUGAGUAAUCUCUCUGACCUUCACUGCUUCUCCCUUUUCUCUGCCCUAUGUGUUCUUGGAUCAGGGGCAGAAGGCUGUUCCUCUUUCUCAUUGCUGACUGGCUGUAGCCAUAUGCUUUCCCUGUCCUGCUGCAGCUGUGUUU
This is a messenger RNA of Crotalus tigris (Tiger rattlesnake), 5199 nucleotides long. RefSeq names its product ankyrin repeat and sterile alpha motif domain containing 3 (gene ANKS3). The transcript is spliced from 17 exons. Bases 217 to 2187 code for a protein of 656 amino acids. Gene Ontology annotation, cellular component: cilium. The record is from RefSeq and is a predicted model, not a curated record. NCBI's taxonomy places the organism in Eukaryota, Metazoa, Chordata, Lepidosauria, Squamata, Viperidae. Gene Ontology annotation, molecular function: protein binding.